This is a messenger RNA of Pomacea canaliculata, 1952 nucleotides long. RefSeq lists its product as uncharacterized. The transcript is spliced from 8 exons. Bases 42 to 1952 code for a protein of 636 amino acids. Gene Ontology annotation, molecular function: calcium ion binding. The record is from RefSeq and is a predicted model, not a curated record. NCBI's taxonomy places the organism in Eukaryota, Metazoa, Mollusca, Gastropoda, Architaenioglossa, Ampullariidae.
UAAAAUGUUUUAGUGCCCGUGAGGCCUGGUGUCUCUCUCCUAUGUUACAGUCAAGCGAGGUUUGCUUCCCGUUGUCCGGUAGCCAGGGAGGGGGAUGCCAGACUCCGUGGUGCCAGCAGGCGGCAGACAGGACGUGCACCGCCGGACAUGCGCACUGCGCCGUCAUUAGCACGCGCCUGUGGAUGUGUUGUAGUCGCGGACGUCGGGAAUGGUCGUUGUCAGUCGACUUCCAACGGCUCCGGGACCUGACGGAGGAUACACGGGGAACAAUGAGCAGGAUCUGCAAGGGACUCGCAUGUCUCUUGGUUCUUGUCUUCGUCUGCCAUGUUACAGACCAAAUGGACCAUUGGGGAAAAGAAUUUCUUCUGUCUUUUCCCCCCAAUUACAACGGGACAGGGGAGAUCAUCUUAUACGUGACGUCACGGGAAACCGUUACUGUCUCUGUCCGAAACACUCUCUUCAACAUCUCGUCGUCCCACUCGUUACCACCGCUGUCGUCGGUCAGAAUCAAGUUGAGUGGAUCUUUGCAGUACAGCGAGCAAAAUGUUACCUCCCUGAAGGCUGUCUUCCUAAACGCCACCAGUGAUGUCAGUGUGUACGUCCUGAACUACGGGACGGGGACGUCAGACAUGUACACAGCCUACCCUGUCAAAGCUCUGGGGACGGAGUACCUGCUGGGUGGAUAUCCACCCUACUUGAACGCCUACUUCAUUGUAGCCGCCGUGCAGGACAACACUACAGUGCAAGUGCACCUGAAGGUGGCGGACGCUGGCAAGUGCAUGCUGGGAGCGUACGGCAACGGCUCGGUGCUGACGGCCAUCUUGCGGCUCCACGAGGUGUGGGGCGGAGCGUGCAAGAAGGACUUCACCGGAAGUGUCGUCACGAGCAAUAAGCCCGUCUCCGUGGUGACGGCCCUGGACUGCGCCGCCGUGCCCAUCGGCGUCAAACUCUGCGACCACAUGGUGGAGAUGAUGCUGCCCGUCGCCGACUACGGCAGCAGCUACGUGCUGCACAACAUCACGUACAGGCCCAGCUCCGUCAUCUACCGCGUCAUCAGCGGCCACGAUGGCGCAGUGGUCACGGAGUCCACAGGGGGGAACAAGACGCUGGACAAGGGGGAGUUCGUGGACUACGACUUGGCGGUGCUGGGGCAGGAGCUGUGCAUCACCACCUCCGCUCCUGUCAUGACCCUGAUGUUCACCAAAGGUCACUACGCGGACCUGUCCGUGCCGUUCGGAGAUCCUUCGAUGGCGGUGGUUCCCGCCACGGAUCAUUUCACUACGGACUACGUCGUUAAUAUGGAAAUAUCACUCACGGAUACAUUUCUCAGAUAUGUAAGCAUCAUUAUCAACGACAGCGCUGUAGCUGGGUUUUCGAGUGUCAACUAUAAAUUCAAUCCCGUGGGGCUCGGCUACAGUGUUGCCCACGUGGCUUUGAACUCCUCAACCCAACGGCUGCGGCACACGGGUGGAUACCCGUUUGGUGCUGUCCUCUAUGCUUUCGGUAACAUGACUGGCCUGUCUCUACCCGCCGGACUGACAUUAACUGACAAAUUCAAUUAUUGCUCCAGCGGUCCGUGCUUCAACAACGGCACCUGCACCAACAUCCCUGACAACUCCACCUUCGACUGCUCCUGUCAGCCUGGCUUCUCUGGGGUCCGAUGUGAAACAAACGUGGAUGACUGCGCCUCCAGCCCGUGUCGCAAUGGCGCGACCUGCACAGACGCUGUCAAUGCAUUCAUCUGCACAUGCGCAGCAGGUUACACAGGAAGUCAGUGUGAAACAGACAUCAACGACUGUGCGUCCAGCCCUUGUCGUAAUGGCGGGACCUGUGCAGAUGCUGUCAAUGGGUUUACCUGCACGUGUGUAUUAGGUUACACAGGCAAACAGUGUGAAACAGGUAAGUAUUCAGUUCAUUCUGAGUGCUUUGAAUUUACCUUUUUUUUACUCUGA